Messenger RNA from Stegastes partitus (bicolor damselfish), 2771 nucleotides. RefSeq names its product hyaluronan synthase 2 (gene has2). Lineage: Eukaryota; Metazoa; Chordata; Actinopteri; Pomacentridae. The coding region runs from base 627 to 2285 and encodes 552 amino acids. The transcript has 4 exons. Gene Ontology annotation, cellular component: plasma membrane. Gene Ontology annotation, molecular function: hyaluronan synthase activity. Gene Ontology annotation, biological process: extracellular matrix assembly; hyaluronan biosynthetic process; polysaccharide biosynthetic process. The record is from RefSeq and is a predicted model, not a curated record.
ACAGAGACUUUUGGCCACUUCUGUGUAACCUGGAUGCUGUAGGGGGGAGACUAUAGAAAUAUUUACAUCCCCCCUCAAAAAGAGCAAAAAAAGAAAUUACAAAAAGGUCUUGCUCAUAUUUUAUCAAUAUAGAAGGAGCGUUUUUUUUCCUCCUUGUAAAUAUGACUGACGUUGCCAAAGUUGGUGGCUUUUUGUAACUUUUUGGAAAAAAAAUGAAUGAAACUGACAGAAGUUGAUGGAGAAGAAUAUUUAUCCUUUUUUCAUAGUCUACUUUAUAUUUAUACUUUUUUAUAUGAAUGAUGCCAAAGUUGACUGACAUGAUGUUUGUACACCAAAGAUGCAUGUGCUCCACAGUUAGUGACUGCAGGCAGAGCGUUAAAAGUUAGAGAAGACGAGCGGUUCACUUUUACGCAUCCAGCUGAGCGCACUUAAAGGAACGUGCAAGAUUCUUAUUUUUUACAUUUUUACUAUUUUUUUUGAUGAGGAUCAUUUUGAGCGGAUUCAUGAGAGUCACAACUUCUCAAACUUUGUCGCUACUUUCUCUCCCUGUGGAUCGGCACCGCAGCCACCGGAGUUGACCGCAUCCUUCAUCCAAGGACGAGCGAGAGGACAGCAGCUGCUUCAAGAUGAAGUGUCAAAGAGUCCUCACCUACCUGAGGAUAUUUGGGACCACCAUGUUUGGCGUAUCCCUCCUGGUGGGCAUCUCCACUGCCUACAUCAUGGGCUACCAGUUCUUCACCACAGCCCACAACCACCUAUCCUUCGGCCUGUACGGUGCCAUCUUGGUCGUCCACCUCAUCAUCCAGAGCCUCUUUGCACUCUUAGAACACCGGAACAUGCGGCGUUCCCUAGAGACCCCAAUUAAACUGAACAAAUCCUUGGCGCUGUGCAUUGCAGCGUAUCAAGAGGACCCAAACUACCUGAGAAAAUGCCUGGUGUCGGUGAAGAGGCUCACGUACCCAGGGAUCAAAGUGAUCAUGGUAAUCGACGGGAACGCAGACGAUGACUUGUACAUGAUGGAGAUUUUUAAAGAGGUCAUGGGAUGGGACAAAUCGGCCACGUAUGUGUGGCGGAAUAAUUAUCACAGCAGGGGUCCUGAGGAGACGGAUGAGAGCUUCGCUGAGAGCCUUCAGCAAGUGUCCAGGCUCGUGCUGAACAACAAGUGCGUGUGUAUCAUGCAGAAGUGGGGAGGAAAGAGAGAGGUCAUGUAUACGGCCUUCAAAGCACUGGGGAGGAGCGUGGACUAUGUGCAGGUGUGUGACUCUGACACCAUGCUGGACCCAGCUUCCUCAGUGGAGAUGGUGAAGGUUUUAGAGGAAGACCCGAUGGUGGGCGGCGUUGGAGGAGAUGUACAGAUCUUAAAUAAGUAUGAAUCAUGGAUCUCCUUCCUGAGCAGUGUGCGAUACUGGAUGGCCUUCAACAUUGAGCGAGCCUGCCAGUCCUACUUCGGCUGUGUUCAGUGCAUCAGCGGGCCUUUAGGAAUGUACCGAAACUCCCUCCUGCACGAGUUUGUUGAGGACUGGUACAAUCAGACCUUCAUGGGAUCCCACUGCAGUUUUGGGGAUGACCGUCAUCUCACAAACAGAGUUCUCAGCCUCGGGUACGCAACCAAAUACACUGCACGAUCAAAGUGCCUCACUGAGACACCGAUUACAUAUUUGCGGUGGCUCAACCAACAGACACGGUGGAGUAAGUCGUAUUUCAGAGAAUGGCUCUACAACUCCAUGUGGUUCCACAAGCACCAUCUAUGGAUGACUUACGAGGCUGUGAUCACCGGCUUCUUCCCGUUUUUCCUCAUUGCCACUGCAAUCCAACUCUUCUACCAAGGAAGGCUCUGGAAUAUUUUGUUGUUUCUCCUCAUUGUGCAAGCAGUGGCGCUGAUAAAGUCGUCAUUCGCCAGCUGCCUCAGAGGUAACAUCGUCAUGGUGUUUAUGUCGUUCUAUUCUGUACUGUAUAUGUCAAGCCUGUUGCCAGCCAAAAUGUUUGCAAUAGCGACAAUCAACAAGUCUGGAUGGGGGACCUCUGGGAGGAAAACAAUAGUGGUGAACUUCAUCGGACUGAUUCCAAUAUCAGUUUGGUUCACCAUCCUCUUCAUUGGGAUUCUAUACACCAUAGUACUUCAGACUAGAAAACCCUUCCCCGAAUCAGAGAAGAUUGUUCUGAUCGUAGGAGCAGUCGUCUACGCCAGUUACUGGGUCAUAUUGUUGACGUUGUAUGCAGUGCUCAUAAACAAAUGUGGGAAGAGGAAGAAGGAAACACACUAUGAUAUGGUGCUGGAUGUAUGACUUACAGACUACAGUCAUCAUUUACCACUGAACUCUCUUGGGUUGUUUUCACUCACACCCUGUUGUUGUUAAGCAAAUGUUUUACAGAUGCUGAGCAGCUCUGGAGGCAAAAUUGGUUGAGUUCAAUCAAAAUGGGCAAAGAACCAGUUUUUUUUUGUUUUCAAACUUGAAUGGUAAAAACAUAUAAAUGGCAUAAUCUAACCAUAAUCUGUCUAGCUGAAGAUCGACGAAUGUGGCAAACGGGCUAACUCGGAAUGGCGAGACUACGUAUAUUGCAGUUGGCAGCAAGAGUGCUAGGCUUCUUAAUAUUAGCUACCUCUUACCCUUGUCAUUUUCACUGGGCUUCAGUCUAACAUUAGCAACUUAGCCAGAGAAACUGUGGAUUUUUAGCUUCCCCCAUUGGGGUUUAACUUGACCAGUAAGAAUAUUUUACCUCCAGAGCAUCAUUGUGCCUCCAAGUAAUGUACGCACACCCCAACUAAAAAG